GGCAUUUCAAAGAAUGAUUUAUUUUGAAAUGUGCAACCGGAACUUCAUGGAAAUACUCUUAGCUAGCUCGACAUCCUCACGGUCUCAACGUCUGUGAAUUUUGAAGUAGAUUUUGAGGAAGUCGAGUGAUGAUGAUAAUGUUGCUUCAAAAAUAGACUGAAAAGGAAAGAAAUUCAACGAUACUGUCUGGAGGAACACUAUCUGCCAGGUCUGUACCAGGAUGUUACUUAAAUUACUGCUGGGCUUCCUGUGGGGCGUCAGAGCUUUGGCCACAGAAAACAACACGGCUCAGCAGGGUCCUCCACCACUGCUGCUGGUGUCAUUCGAUGGUUUCCGAGCAGACUACGUGAAGAGGUUCCCCAUGCCGAACCUGAAGCUCCUGUACAGUCAAGGGGUCCUGGUGGAGGAGCUCACCAACGUCUUCAUCACCAAGACGUUUCCCAACCACUACAGCCUGGUAACAGGGCUGUACGCUGAGUCUCACGGUAUUCUGUCCAAUAACAUGUACGACCCCAUCAGCCAUAAGAACUUCCACGUUGGCGAUGGCAAUGACACCGACCCGGCGUGGUGGAGUGAGGCGCAGCCCCUCUGGCUCACCGCGCUGGACUCAGGCUACAAGACGGCGGCCGUUAUGUGGCCCGGCUCUACUGUGGCCAUCCGCAACCGCACAGCGUCACACUUCCUUCCAUACGACUCUCAUGUUACAUUCCAGCAGCGACUGAGGAACGUCACAAACUUUAUGUUGGGAGACGAAAAGGAGAAAGGGGUGAUGUUCGCAGCUCUCUACUGGGAAGAGCCAGAUUGGUCAGGUCACAUUUUUGGCCCGGACAACUUCACUGCCAUGAGCGCUGUGCUGAAGGAGGUUGACAACAACAUAGGCCUGCUGAUUUCCGAGCUGAAGCGGACCGGCCUCUGGGGUCGCGUCAACAUCCUGGUAACCAGUGACCACGGCAUGGCUCAGUGCUCUGCCGAGCGGCUCAUACAGCUGGAUGACUGCCUUCACCGCGACAACUACACACUGGUGGACCUCUCACCUGUUGCAGCCCUCAUCCCACAUAAAGACCCAGAGGCCACCUUUGCCCUGCUGAAUAAGUGCCACCCCAAUAUGACAGCCUAUUUGAAAUCAGCCAUCCCUGAUAGGCUGCACUACCGGAACAAUGAGCGCAUCCAGCCAAUCAUACUGAUUGCUGACGAAGGGUGGACUAUAGUGCAGCGAGGGAAGCUUCCAAGAUUGGGCGAUCACGGCUACGACAACUCCCUUUCCAGCAUGCACCCCUUCAUGGCAGCGUCGGGGCCCAGCUUUCGCCAGGGUUAUCGAAUCGGCAGUUUACAGAGCGUGGACAUUUACCCACUCAUGUGCCACCUGCUGUCGGUGCCCCCGCAGGCCAACAACGGCACGCUGACCCAGGCUAGGUGCCUGCUGGCGGCUGAGACCUGCUGGGAUACCCCUCUGGUGAUUGGCCUGGUGGUGGGGGUCCUACUGGUACUCAGUGCAAUCACAGUUCUGUUCAGGUUGCUGAGCCGACGCCGCACGUCAGGCCCCCGGCCCUUCCAGAGGCUACAGGUUGACUACGACGACGACGACGACGACCCCCUGUUGGAGUAAACCAGUCCGUGCCGGGUGCUCCACAUUAAUCUGUGUCAACUGUUUAUGCUCAGAGGUAUUUUGCACUUUACUCACAGAGGCUGCUGCCCUAGCUUUCACGCUGGCCUGUGUGUGUGUGCUGUAUGUGUGUUGCUUAUGUGCACGUACACACAAGCAGCAGAAAAACCUGUUUUAAAACCUUUGAGGCCUACUGUCAAACGUCUAUAAAUAGUGAAAACUGUUGUUGUCACU
This is a messenger RNA of Etheostoma cragini (Arkansas darter), 1837 nucleotides long. RefSeq names its product ectonucleotide pyrophosphatase/phosphodiesterase 4 (gene enpp4). The record is from RefSeq and is a predicted model, not a curated record. The transcript has 8 exons. Lineage: Eukaryota; Metazoa; Chordata; Actinopteri; Perciformes; Percidae. The coding region runs from base 221 to 1606 and encodes 461 amino acids.